CACUUAGGACUCCUUCCUCGCCUCAUGUUUCGAAGUGUGAUCACGUAGCGAUAGAGGGUCAACAACGAUAAACUCUUGCGUCAAACAUGGUAGACUUUGUCCGCGUCCGGUCUGCCCUGCCCCGUCACCAGGGGGCAGUUCCCAUUUUGCGUGAAGGAAGUCAAUUGCCAGGUUACAAAGGCUACAUUCCCCAGCUGAAGUACAGAUUUGGUGAUACAUAUGGAAAGACAACUCAUAAAAUUGCAAAGGAGAUUGAAGAGUCACAAUGGAACUCUUGUACUGAGAGGUCACGUAUGGACUUGACACCUUUUCAGGCUUCUAACCCAGGUGAGAUGGCACAACUGAAAGAGGACACUCAAGACGUUGUCAAAUCUCAACUCAUAACUGGAUACACAGGGUAUAUACCAAAAUUAUCAUUUAUAUACGGAGAUACUUAUCCAAAAGGAUCUGGGAUUUCCAUGAAUAUUUUCAAAACUGAACAAAAAGAAUACAGACUCAAGCAGUCUCUUUUGGAGAAACAAACCAGUCUUCAAUCUCCGUUGACACCAAUUACUUCAGAAGAAUUGAUAGAAAACAAACUUCGUGAAUUCAUUGGUAAUCGCUCAAAGAAAACUUUUGCAACUUCGCGCCGUUCUUUGACAGAGGCCCACAUUCCUGGUUACACAGGUUACAUUCCCAAAAUCAAAGCCACUGACACAGGACUCGGCUGUCGCUACCAUUCGUCCAAUUCCAUUGCAUUAAAACAGUUCUGGAGCAGUCGAUUACCAAAGGAGCAGAAUCUAGAAAUAUCAAACAAAAGUGACACAAGGAUAUACAGAAUUGAGGGCAUGAUUCCUCACUACACGGGGUAUCUACCACAAAGCCGAUACCAAUAUGGGAAUACUUAUGGUGACACCUGCCGUUCUUUGGAAGUGUGUUCUCGCCAGAAGAUAUGUUUUGAUCACCAUGAACAACAAAUACGACCUUUCUCAGUCAUUUUUUAAUAAAUACAGAAAAUCAUAAUAAAAAAAUAAUAAAUACAAAACUAUACAAAUUAAUAAUAAUAAUCCUUUCUACUAUAGGCACAAGGCCUGAAAUUUGGGGGGAGGGAACCAAUCGAUUAAAUCGACCCCAGUAUGCAAUUGGUACUUAAUUUAUCAACCCUGAAAGGCAAAGUCAGCCUCAGCAGGAUUCGAACUCAGAAUGUGAAAUGUUGGAAGAAAUGCUGUUAAGCAGUUUGUCUGACAUGCUUAAUGAUUCUGUGAGCUGACCACCUUCAUAUUAAGUACUAGACUUAAAUUAAGUAAAAUGGCUGAUUUGAGCAACCAAACCCUUCAAGGUGGUGCCCCAGCAUGGCAGCAGUCAUUGAAUAAAAUACUACAGAAGAAACUCACAAUAGGGAUAAAUUUAGAGAAAAACCCACAAAAAUAGACAAACCCAUAUAGAUAGGACAAACCUACAAAAUUAGGACAAACUUACAUAACUAGGACAAACCCAUAGAAAUAGUGGUAAACUCAGAAAAACAGGACAAACCCACAGAGAUAGAGGCAAACUCAGAAGAAUACAAACUCAUAGAUAUAAAACAAACUGUUAGAAAGAGGGACAGAUAUUUAGAAAUAGGACAAGCUCACGUAAUUGAAUUAGGGUAAAAAGCUGAUGAGGACUUCGCCAAAGAGGAAGAUGUCUGUUUCCAGCCCUUUCAAUUCUGUCCACCAUAUAACUGCUUUUGCUAAGAGCACCAGACAGAUAAACACUGCUUACCCAUCCCAGCCAAAUUAAGGAUAAAAUGACAUGCACCCUAUGGAAUAUGUUUGAAAUAAGAGAACUCUUCACAAAAGAUUGUGGAUGGUUGAAAUUGUUUUAUUUUUGCCCCCUCCCCAUGUCCCCUUUAAUACAUGUAUUUACAAAAAUAGAGUCAUCUUUAAAUAAAAAUAAUAAUAAUAAUAAUGGUG
Octopus bimaculoides (California two-spot octopus) is the source of this 1931-nucleotide messenger RNA. Its product is annotated as ciliary microtubule inner protein 2B. The record is from RefSeq and is a predicted model, not a curated record. NCBI's taxonomy places the organism in Eukaryota, Metazoa, Mollusca, Cephalopoda, Octopoda, Octopodidae.